This is a messenger RNA of Sorghum bicolor (sorghum), 1317 nucleotides long. RefSeq names its product random slug protein 5. The transcript has 6 exons. Lineage: Eukaryota; Viridiplantae; Streptophyta; Magnoliopsida; Poales; Poaceae. Bases 315 to 1055 code for a protein of 246 amino acids. The record is from RefSeq and is a predicted model, not a curated record.
GCGAAAAAAAAAAAAGAAAUCGGAAACAAAGACAAGUCCGCUCGCACGCCAUGCGACCCACGCUGGCUGCUUCCUUGCUUAUCGCUACUGUAUGUAUUGUUUUUGUAACAACCACAACACAAGAAGAAGAUGAAGACAUUGGAGUCUCUCUCUGUAUAUAAUUAUAAUUGGGGUUCACGACCGACCAGCUGCAUCGCCAACGCAAGAACUCCGAUCCGAUCCUCCACACCACCCGCCGGCCGCGGCCACCUCCUGUUCGCUUGAGCAUCUGCUGCUGUGCGGAUCGGUCGAGGAGGAGCGAGGGAUUGAAGGAGAUGGCGAGCACGGCGGGAGGAGGCGGAGCGGCGGGGGAAGGGGAGUGGCUCAAGGUCGCCCAGCUCAGGGCCACGGUGCAAGCGCAGGACCCCCAAGCCAAGGAGGUGGACAACCUGACGCUGCGUCGGUUCCUGCGCGCGCGCGACCACAACGUGGACAAGGCCGGCGCCAUGUUGCUCAAGUUCCUCAAGUGGCGGAGGGAGGCGGCGCCCGGCGGGUCCGUGCCGGAGGAGGCAGUGCGCCGGGAGCUGGCGCAGGACAAGGUGUGCAUGGGCGGCGUCGACAGGGCCGGCCGCCCCUUCCUCGUCGCCUUCCCCGCCAGGCACUUCUCCGCCUGCCGUGACAUGGCGGAGCUCAAGAGUUUUGUUGUCUACCUCUUCGACAAGAUCUGUGCCAGAAUCCCCAGAGGCCAGGAGAAAUUCCUCUGCAUCGUUGAUCUCAAGGGCUGGGGCUACUCAAACUGGGACAUUCGGGCAUACAUUGCGGCUAUAGAGAUCAUGCAGAACUACUACCCGGAGCGGCUGGGCAAGGCGCUGAUGAUCCACGUGCCCUACAUCUUCAUGAAGGCGUGGAAGAUGAUCUACCCCUUCAUCGACACCAACACCAGGGACAAGUUCGUGUUCGUGGAGGACAAGAGACUGCAGGAGACGCUGCGGCGGGAGAUCGACGAGACCCAGCUCCCGAAGUUCCUCGGAGGGAAGAUGGACGUGAUCCCACUCAAGGACUAUAUGAGUGUAUGACCGCACCGCACGCGUUGGUGAAUGGUGGGUAACACAGCAUGGGCAUGGCCCGUGACCAUGGGUUUGACACGACAGACAUGUAUCUGUUGCUUCCACAGUAACUGUGUAGCUGCUGUAAAACAUUAAACAUGAGCUCUCUCUGCUUGCGUACGUCUUGUUUUAAUUUAACGAGCUGCUGUUGGCUGUUGCCUGGGUCAAUUGAUGCAGACCAAGAUCUGGGCUACUAUUUAAACAUGAACAAGAAGACACCUACCAAGCCCAA